CACGUGGGCGGGACCCGGCUCCAGGUCUGCUGCCGGCCGCCGGGGGGUGGAGGCCUCGCGGACGCCGGCGGGGAGGGAGUGCGGAAAGGCGUCCUUAGCUGCCCGUGCGCUCCCCGGGGACCGGCGCUUUGCUCAGUGGAUGGGGCACAGAGACCUGCAGGGGAAAGUGAAGUGAUGAAGCUCACUUGACUUGGAGACAGAGGCAGAAACUCCUCUGUGCCUUUCAGCGUGCCAGCUGUGUGACCCCAGCUGUGGCACAGUCCUCAGCAGACAAGGAAAUGAGAAAAAUACCAAAUAAUGGGAACCUGAGGAUGACGAAGGUGGCGUACCCACUGGGGCUGUUGGUGUGCCUGUUCAUCUACGUUGCCUACAUCAAGUGGCACUGGGCCUCUGCCACCCAGGCCUUCCUCAGCAUCACCGAGACAGCUUCGGGGGCCCAGAGGGGCCAGCAGGCCCACAGUCCUCAGGGGAUGGCUGCCCGCGGGCAUGAGGUCUUCUACGGCAUCAUGUUUGACGCAGGAAGCACCGGCACCCGUGUGCACAUCUUCCAGUUCAGCCAGCAGCCUGGAGAAGUUCCCACGUUGACCCAUGAAACCUUCAAAGCACGGAAGCCUGGUCUUUCUGCUUACGCGGAUGAUGUUGAAAAGAGUACCCCAGGAAUCCAGGAGCUGCUGAACGUUGCUAAACGGGAUGUUCCCUAUGAGUUGUGGAAGGUUACCCCCUUGGUCCUCAAGGCCACCGCUGGUUUACGCCUGUUACCAGGAGAAAAGGCUCAGAAGUUACUGCAGAACGUGAAAGAAGUGUUUAAGGCGUCGCCGUUCCUCGUAGGGGACGACUGUGUGUCCAUCAUGAAUGGGACAGAUGAAGGUGUUUCAGCAUGGAUCACGGUGAACUUCCUAACAGGCAGUCUGAGGACCCCCGGGAAGGGCAGUGUGGGCAUGCUGGACCUGGGCGGGGGGUCCACCCAGAUCACCUUCCUCCCGAGACUCCAGGGCACCCUUCAGACCUCCCCGCCUGGCUACUUGACGUCCCUCCAGAUGUUUAAUAGGACCUACAAACUCUAUUCCUACAGCUACCUGGGGCUCGGCUUGAUGUCAGCACGGCUGGCAGUUCUGGGCGGCGAGGAGGGGAAGCCUGCCGAGGGUGGAGAGGAGCUAGUCAGUCCCUGUUUGUCUCCCGGUUUCGAAGGAGAGUGGGAGCACGCCAAGAUAACGUACCGGAUCUCGGGACAGAAGGCAGCGGGGAGCCUCUACCAGCUGUGUGCCAGCCGAGUGUCAGAAAUCCUCCGGAACAAAGUGCACAGGACGGAGGAGGUGAAGGGCGUGGACUUCUAUGCCUUCUCCUACUAUUACGACCUUGCCGUGAAUGCUGGCUUCAUAGAUGUGGAGAAGGGCGGCAGCCUCGUCGUCGGAGACUUUGAGAUUGCAGCCAAGUAUGUGUGCCGGACAGCAGAGACCCAGCCACUGCGCAGCCCCUUCCUGUGCCUGGACCUUACCUACGUCAGCUCACUGCUCCAGGAGCUCGGCUUCCCUGGGGACAAAGUGCUGAAGUUGGCCCGGAAGAUCAACAACGUGGAGACCAGUUGGGCCCUGGGGGCCACUUUUCAUUACAUCGACUCCUUGAGCAGACGCAGGAGCCCCGCCCCCUAGCAGCUGCCGGCCCCACAGACGUGUCUCUGUGAGGACAAGCCCACUGGGGACUCCCAUGUUCUGGGAGGCCACAGCGUGGGCUGACCCGCCCCUACCCCCAGACCUCACCCUCUCAGGCGGCCCCUGGUGGGCAGGGCUGGCUCCAGGGGCGGGGCAGUGACCAGAUGCUAAGGUCAGGGCACCCCAGACCGUGUCCCUACCAUCCUGUUACAGGGCUGGGGCCGCUGUAACUUGUGCCCUGUGACACGAGUCUUGUUUUGUCCUGUUCCCCCCACUGUGAAGAGGUGGUACAGGUGACCUGCUACACUGGUGGGAGCCCUCUGAGCCUGUAGCUGGGCUGCUCCUCCUCAGGUGUGGACUGUGAUGUCAGUGUCACACAAAGGUUGUUCCCUGGCGUCCCCGGUGGCUUAGGGUCAGCUGAUGGGUUGGCACUGAAACUGGGAAGAGGGUUUGGAGAAAAGGCCUCUUCAUAGCCCAUGUGCCCUCGCUCUGAGGCAGCCAGCACGUGAGCGUGAACUGCUGUGAACUGCUAUAAACUACCUGUCUGCGUGUGUGCUAUCUGUGUGGUGCUGCUGCUUGUGCAGCAGCUGUGUUCUGAGCCAGGAGUGGAAGCCAGGCAGUGCCACCAGGCUGCAGCCUGUCCCCCCAGGCUCAUAGGCCCUGGCUUGGUCACAUGCUAUGCUCCAGUGGCCCCAGGUCCAUAGCACAUGGAACAAGCUGCGCCUCCUGUGAUCCACUCCAAAUAAAGGGUUUUCCAGGGUU
Phacochoerus africanus (Common warthog) is the source of this 2411-nucleotide messenger RNA. It is a transcript of the gene ENTPD6, whose product is annotated as ectonucleoside triphosphate diphosphohydrolase 6. Bases 279 to 1649 code for a protein of 456 amino acids. Gene Ontology annotation, cellular component: membrane; Golgi apparatus. Gene Ontology annotation, molecular function: GDP phosphatase activity; UDP phosphatase activity. Gene Ontology annotation, biological process: nucleoside diphosphate catabolic process. The record is from RefSeq and is a predicted model, not a curated record. NCBI's taxonomy places the organism in Eukaryota, Metazoa, Chordata, Mammalia, Artiodactyla, Suidae. The transcript has 15 exons.